AUGGCCUCUGCUCUAUUCUUCACUUGUCUGACAUGUUCAAUGUUCUUGCUCACUAUUCCUUGUUAUGUUGCUAAUCAGAAAGUUACUCUCUCGCUUUACUAUGACUCUUUGAGCACAUCUUGUGCAACCUUCAUUGUCAAGAAUCUUGCUAAGAUUUUCGAUGAUGAUCUCAUCACCAUUCUCAAUCUCAGACUGGUUCCUUGUGGUGAUGCAUACGCCAACAAAUCGAACAAUAGCACCGCUUUCUGUCAGCAUAAGCCAGAUGGGUGUAAGUUGGAUUCUCUGGAAGCAUGCGCUAUCGAUGUUAUGCAUGAUGUGAACAAGCACUUUGCUUUGAUUUACUGCAUAGAAUUUCUGGCCAUAGAGGGAAGGCACAAGGAGUGGGAAACUUGCUUCAGUUCAUUGGGACUGCCUAAGAAACCCACUUUGAAUUGCUACAACAGUUCAAAUGCAACAAAGCUUGAACAAAACUAUGGCAAUCAAACCAUGCACCUCAAUCCACCUCUAAAGUUUGUACCAUGGCUGGUUCUGAACGAUCAACCUAUUGGAAAUGACUAUGAAAAUUUUGCUGGCUAUGUGUGCAAGGCUUACAAAGGUAACAUUGUGCCCAUGGCAUGUCAAUCUGUGCAUUUGAAGCAGAAGACAGAAUAGACACACUCCACCCAAGUAAUCAAAUCAACCAGAAUCAAGCCUCAAUCCAGGAUCAUUAAUCCAACCAAAGUCGAUAUCUUUACCAGAAAAUCAGAUUG
Messenger RNA from Rosa chinensis, 749 nucleotides. Its product is annotated as gamma-interferon-responsive lysosomal thiol protein. Lineage: Eukaryota; Viridiplantae; Streptophyta; Magnoliopsida; Rosales; Rosaceae. The transcript is spliced from 5 exons. The record is from RefSeq and is a predicted model, not a curated record. Bases 1 to 651 code for a protein of 216 amino acids. Gene Ontology annotation, molecular function: oxidoreductase activity, acting on a sulfur group of donors, disulfide as acceptor.